CGGGUGAGGUUGGCUCCUUGUAGGUCCGGCUUCUUGAGCCGGAGGAUCGCUAGCCAGGCUGCUUAGAGCGAGCGCCCCUUUACGCGCCAUGGAGAGGUUUCUGCUGUGCGCCCUGGUUUUCCUGCGCUCUUUGGACGCCGCGGUUGCGAGAACCGCGAAUACGCCGGGACACCGAGCGUGGAACGCCGAGUUCCAGCCCAGCCUCGACGCCUCGCGGUGUCCCCAAGAGGAGCCCCACCAGCACGGGCUCCGCGAUGGUCCAGGCGAGGGGAACACUUGCCGCCCAGCCGCCGCCGCGGCUUCCCUGUCGGCCCAGCCCGGCGUGGCUCUGGCCCGGUGGUCCACCGAGGGCUGGCCGGAGGCAAACGCCAGCCGCCCUGAGGGAGGGGAAACGGACGACCCCGCCGCGAUCGAAAACAGCGAAACGGCGUACUGGGGCUACAUGUUUCUUUUCGUCCUGCUACUUCUGGCUGUGCUUGCUUGUUGCUUCUUCUCCUUGGCGUCUCGGAAUCCGGCGUCAUGGCCAGCCGGCCAGAGGCCUGAAGAAUAUCUUCUGAGGAAGUACACCCGUCUCCACCGUCCACGAGACUACGGCACACUCCCAAACACAGCCCCACAGUCUGCAGACGGCCAGGACUCUGACACCGUGGGGGAAAACCCCCCACUCCUUGCGCCUGCUGCCGGUCAAGAGGACGCGUUGCCUUCAGCUGGCUUGGGGGAGAGGACGGAGCCGAAGUCUGUGCCAGACACCACUGUGGAAAUCGAAGGCUCUACCUAGAGAGUGGAAGACCCAACGUGGUGCAUUUAUCCAAAAAGGACGCCCUAUUCUGGCUAAAUUCAGGUUUCUUUUUAGGAUCAAGGAAGCAAACCACUGCUAUAGGACUGUGCUUUUAAUCACACAUAUUGACUCAAGCUGACUGUUCUUUUAAAUGUUGUGACAUACUUUUCCAGAAAUGGACUGAGCAAACAAGAUGUAAAUAUUUUCCCACUAUCCCUGCAUGCUGAGUGGUCAACCUGUGGCUCUCCAGGUUUGGCUGGCCUGCAGCUCCCAUCAUCCACUGGUAUGCAGCCCCAGAGUUGAUGGGAGAGGCAGUCCAGUCAUAUCCAGAGGACCCAAAUUUGCCCGCCUGUGGGUGACUCUGUGAAGCUUCUGUGGUGCCUUCUGCUCAAUGUCUUCACUUUAGAGGAGUGCUUCCCAGCCUUGGGUCACCCAGAUGUUCUUGGACUGCAGUUCCCAGAAACCUCGGCCAGACCAGCUGGUGGUGAAGGCUUCUGCGUGUCUCAGUCCAAGAACACCUGGGUGACCCAAGGUUGGGGACCCUUGCUUUAGAGGCCUUGAAGAUGAGGGUCAACCUGUCAUGUUGAUGUGGCUGGACUGGAACGGCCCCACUUCUCCCAUUUUAAGUAGUUUCAGUGAAGGAGUUGAUGUACUUUAGAUCAGCCUUUCUUUGGCCUACACUGGUAGAAAAUCUGGCUCCACAAGGGGGUGGGCCUAUGAAGUGAGGGGUAGGGCUCCUGUCCUUUUAGCAGCAGCUUAGAAGAAGACAUUCCAACAGGCCUAACUUGUAAAACAACAUCUGUUCAAUUAUGAAAGGGACAGGAGUACCACUUGCCAUUCCUGGGGCCACCCUGAUCAACCAACACCUUUUCUUGUUGGUGCCAAAAUGGCACAGCCCCUCUUCCAAGCUUGUCCAAAACCCCAGUGAUCAGACGAGGAACCAAGAUCUGUUUGCAAAGGCGUUCCACGUAGCCACAGAAUCCUGUGAGAUGGGAGAGUCAAUGUUUCCAGUCAAAACUCCACUGGGAGAGCAGCGAACCGGGGGAAACGAAGCAGAGGUCCCUGAAAUGGACUCCUUAAACAUUGCCAACGAAGACGCAGGUCAAAACGACUGUUCAGAUGUGACGUGAAAGGCUUAGGUUGACCUGGCCUUGUACCAAACCUGCCUCGAGAUGUGUGUGUAUGAGGGUGGGUGGGUAAAGUACUUUGGCUCAGCUAAUAUAUGACAGAUUCUGUUUGUCCGCCCACUCCGACUUGAGACCCACUGUCUUACCCCUGGAUAAUUGUUUGUGGUGGUUUUGAGGUCCCCACUCACAUCAGCAAGGUUGUGUACCCACUUUUGUCGAUGAAGCCAAAACAGGCAAACCGCAGGGGUCUUGCCCCUUUGGAACGGAAAUGCUCCUGCGGUGCAGGAUGCUGUUCUUAGCACAGACACAAUGACCACAGCAUGUUUUCCAAUGUGCACACCGACCUAUAAAGAUGUAUCAAUAAAGAUUCUGCUCUUGGUGAGUCGAAAUGGC
Messenger RNA from Pogona vitticeps (central bearded dragon), 2298 nucleotides. RefSeq lists its product as uncharacterized. The record is from RefSeq and is a predicted model, not a curated record. NCBI's taxonomy places the organism in Eukaryota, Metazoa, Chordata, Lepidosauria, Squamata, Agamidae.